Gloeophyllum trabeum ATCC 11539 is the source of this 834-nucleotide messenger RNA. RefSeq lists its product as uncharacterized. The record is from RefSeq and is a predicted model, not a curated record. The transcript is spliced from 3 exons. Bases 1 to 669 code for a protein of 222 amino acids. Lineage: Eukaryota; Fungi; Basidiomycota; Agaricomycetes; Gloeophyllales; Gloeophyllaceae.
AUGCAGGUCUUCCGCGCUGCGUCUCGUUUACCGACCAGAGCCUAUCGUCGGAGGCCGAAUGCGGUGAGAUUACUAUCGACUGCCCCUUCGUCGUCGCCGUCAAGUUCAUCAAACUCGAAUCGGCCGGUGCCAUGGUUCGUAGACGCCGAAGCGGAACGCUCACACGACUUGCGUCCAAACCCACCACAUCUACCUUCGAAAGAGGUCUUAGCUACGGUCCCACCGAUACCCGAAAAUGUACCGGAAGUAGUGAAGAAUCUGCACGCAGAGCUGGUCAAGUCGCCUCACCUCGAACCGUCGGAGCUGCUCGUGCGCGAGCCGCCUGAGAUACCCCCUGGCCCGCCGUUGCCGCCGAAGGGACCGCAGGGUCGGAGGAAACGGGGGAGCACGUAUGCAGGCGAAGGGGUGUUGUACCCUACGAGUGGGAUAUGGAAUUGGUUGAUUCUGGCUCAGGUUAAGGAAGGUACGGAGAAGCGAGGGGCGAUAGAGUCUGUAGUUCGCCUUGUCCGUAAAACACUAUUAAAAAUGGAGCCACCCUUACCGCUACCACCCAAUGCGAAGCGGAAGGUUAAUGAUACAUGGGCCAUGAUAGACGCAGGUGAUUUUGCGGUUCAUAUCAUGAGCAAGAGUGCAAAAGAAAAGUUUUUCACCCGUAUGGAAGAGUGGUAAUCAAGGUCGCUGUAUUUUAUUAAAGUCACCAAGGCUUUCAUCUAAUUCACUAGUUUACAAUGUUUAGCAUGUGUAAUACCACUUCGUGUCGUCAGCUCGAUAGGGUUAGGGUUAGUCCAAUAUUGAUGGCUCAUCGAUACUAGCAUUAUGGAUCUGAGUCGCGAC